This is a messenger RNA of Closterium sp. NIES-67, 5838 nucleotides long. The record is from the annotation of a GenBank genome assembly. Lineage: Eukaryota; Viridiplantae; Streptophyta; Zygnematophyceae; Desmidiales; Closteriaceae.
CCACCAGACGGGCAUGUGGGUUCUACAGACACAGAAGUAUAGCAGGUUCUACUGACAGUCCAGCUUAUACAGGCACGAGGCUAAGACAUUAGUCAGGUAUCACCGCAUUUUCGCGUUUUCGAGUUUUUCCUUUCAGGCAUAUGAGAAUGACAUCGCUACCAUCAUUUUUAGGCAGUUGAUCGCCCAUAACUGUUUCUAGUGCUGUUUUCCGGGUGGUCUCCCCUGCGACAUUCCAUCGGCUUCCAUAAGUUCCAAGCCGACGAAGUCUAGGGAUUUUCAACCGUAGGGUCUUUUCCUACUACCGAACAGCAUGCGUCUUCGUUUCGCAAUGGUCUGUGCGUCGAAUCAAAAUCGCAGCAUGGAAUCACAUGCGAUUCUUCAACGAGAGGGUUUCGACGUCUGCUCUUAUGGUACCGGCACCAACGUUAAGCUGCCGGGACCAAGUAUACGAGAACCCAAUGUUUAUAAAUUCGGCACGCCGUACAAAUACAUGUUUGAGGAGCUUCAAGCCAAAGACCCAGAACUGUACAAAAGGAACGGCAUCUUGAGAAUGCUGAAGCGAAAUCUUGCGGUGAAGGAAGCUCCUCAAAAGUGGCAGGACAACGCCGCUGACGGACCCUUCGACGUCGUGAUAACGUUCGAGGAGCGUGUCUUUGACAUGGUCAUUGAAGAUAUGUUUGCACGGGAGCGUACUCUACAUCAAGCAGCAUUGGUGAUCAACCUUGAAGUUAGAGAUACGCAUGAAGAAGCAGCAUCUGGAGCAGAAGCGGCUCUACGACUGUGUAGGAUGUUGGAAGAUCUCACAAGCUGGGAGGAUGAAGUCGAGGUGGUAAUGAGGAGAUUUAGAAAACAAUAUAAGCAGGAUUUGGUGUACAACAUAGUGUUCUAUUGAUCCCGCAAACGUCAUUCUCGGUGGUGUGAUGUGAACCUUCCUCAUCAGGCUCUGACGACAUCUUGCAGGUAACCUCCAACUGUGGCGAAGGUCCACAGUGGUGAAAAACCAACCUCUCCGAAUUGGCCGUGUGGGGCGUCCAGCUUCGCCACAUUCCGGCGAAGAGGAAAUUGAUGUUCGCUAAAAUGUUCUCAGAAAUAGGUUGGCAAUCUGAAUCCAAUUUGAUGCCUGCUACUGUUUCAUGGAUCUGAAGUGCUUGUCUUGAAACCCUAGUUUGAACCUAUCCCAUGCUGCCACGUGGCAAUCCUUACAUUAUUAUUCCUACACAUAGUUGUCAGCUUGAGCUAAAGGCGACUCGAAUCUGGCAAGAACAAACUAAAAUUGUAGCGAAACACGCGCUGCGAGGCGAUUUCCCCCAACUGAGGGAUUAACAUGGAUGCUUUGCAAGCUACCGAUCAAGCCGUAACUAAGGACGAUCAAGUCUUACCUAACGAAGGUAGCAACCUGUCAGGUGGAGCUGGGACGACGUACAUAACUCCCGGCGCUGAGACGAAAGAUGCAGUGCCAACAAAUUCCGUGGACCCGGAUUCUGGGGUACCAGCUCGAGAAAUCACAACCAGAGCAGCAGCCACACCUUCGACGGUUAAACCAGAUGUUCCAGAACGGCGUUUCUCCAGAGCAUACUCCGCCUCCCAAGACGUCCCUGUAGCGGCAACUUACUUCGCCGUACCAGACGGCGGCGCUGCAGCGAGUCAAAGCAGAUGGCCUCCGGUAUCGUCGUCUCCGUCGACUUUUCCGUCAACUUUCUCGUCAACAUUUUCACCGGCCAGGCUGUCGUCUCCGUCGCCGUGGGCUGCUUCCGCCUCCCCCUGGCGCUCCCCGUCCCGCUGGCUUUCCCCUUCCCCGUGGAACUCCCCUUCCCCGUGGCCGUCCCCCUUGCGCCAUGCUCAGUUCGCGGUUCCCGCCACGCGGAAGACCCCGCCGAUUGGCGCGGAUUAUCAGGCGGAUAUUCCGGAACCGCUAUCUUCUCCACACCGUCUGAUGCCGGCUGAAGAAAGCAUCUGGAAGAUUGCUCCGGAGGAUGGGGCUGGAGGCGAGGUGGGGGUGUGCUGCGAGGAAGCCACGUGUGAUGCUGAGCUGGCAUGGGAGGCGAAGUGGCUCGGCGCGCAGGUCUGGCCGGACCUAGCCCGGUCCAGGAGGGUCGGGAGAGGCGCAGGAAAGGGGAAUCCGUACCUGAGGCUUGGAGGGACGUUGGCUGCUUCGGCGGGAGGGAAGGUCAACUGGCACAUACCUCGGGGUAUGCAGAGCGCGGGUUGUCAUACUAUCGAAGGUGGUGGUGCUAUCGAGGGCCGGUCGCCGAUUGAUGGGGAGAGAGCUGGAGGUGUUGUCGUUGCUGCUGCUGCUGCUGCUGCUGCUGAUAUUAGUGUGAGUGACUCCCACGGCAAUAUCGAUGGCGGCUCUAGUUCAGUUCCAGGCGAUUGCGACGCAGCUGAUAAAGUCGCGACGGGUAGUGUCACGCCAUGUAAUGUCACAUCUCGUGACUCGCCAUCGCCUGCAGCCGGAGCCUCGUCGCACGGUGCUCAAGUCGCAGGAGGGGCAGUCGCAUGCACGAGCGACGUCGCCGGGAUCGUCGCAUCAUCCAUGGCGAUGCACGAGGCCAUCGCUCAGUCUCCUGCCACGUUUUCACAGCCCCCGUCGGCGGCGGCACUCAGCCAACACGACGAACCCGUAUCCGCCACGUGGCAACUACAGCAGCAGCAGCAGCAGCAGCCGCAGGAGCAGUCAAGCCCACACUCAGACCACCACCACCCUCAAGAUCCCUACCUCCCGUCCCGGCGCCAGCCUUCCCGCACAAACCACCACCGCCGCGACCUGCGCGUUCCGCCAGGCGCGUGCGCCGCGUGCGGGGCGGACAAGGCGGGGUCCGCGGACUGCGUGCGCGCGCACUGCCAUGAGGCGGACGAGGACCUGGAGGCGGAGCUGGGGCCCGCCGCGUAUCACGCGUUGGGGCUGGCGGAAAUGGGGGAGAAGGUGGCGGAGGGGUGGAGCCCUGAGGAAGUGGAGCUUUUCCUGACUAUAGUUGAACUUUACCCGCAGUCCAAGGGGCUAGAUUUCUGGGGUCCCCUGAAGCGGGCGUUUGCGUCUGCUGGGGGAGGAGAGGGGGAGGGUGUGGGGGAUGGUGGGGGGGAUGGUGGGGGCCUUAUAACGGGUAUGGGAAUGUGUGUGGAGGGGAGGCGGCGGAGGCGUGUGCGGAGUGUGAAGGAACUUGUGAGCUUCUAUUUCAACGUGUUUGUGCUUAGGAGACGGGCUCUGCAGAACAGGCUUCCGGGGAUGGAGCCUGAUUCUGAUGAUGAUGAGACGGAGUUAGUGGUGGAAGAGGAGGAGGAGGAAGAGGAGGAGGAGGAGGAGGCGGAAGGGGGGGGUGGGAGAGGGCAUGGGAAGGGUUUGAUUCUGGGUCAGCAGAUAGAGGAGGGACGGGGAGGAAAGGUGGGAGGAGGGAACGAGGACGAGGGGGAGGAGGAGGAGGAAGAGGAGGAUGGAGAGGAGAUGCGAGGGGAGUAUGUUGAGUAUGGAGUGAGGGUCCAGGGUUUGGGGAAUGGAGAUGCGGUGGAAGUGGUGGUGGAGGAGGAGGAAGAGGAAGAAGAGGAGGAGGAGGAGGAAGAGGGAGGGGAGGAGGACGGAGUGUGUGAUGAUGGGACGGAGGGAUAUGGGAUGCAAGGGGCAGGAGGGGAGAGAGAAAGGGAAGAAGUGGGAGAAGAUGAAGAGGAGGAGGAGGAGGACGAGGAGGAGGAGGAUGAGGAGGAAGGAGUGGAGGAUGAAGACGGAAGCCUGGGGUAUGCUGGGGUGGAGUACGGUGGAACGGAGCAUUGGAUGCCACGUCAGCAGCAGAUGACGUAUGAGCAGCAUCAGGGGCAUCAGGAGCAGAUGGGGUAUCAGUAUGGGGCUCAAGACGGGGGAGUGGAUGGGGAUUGUGCCGAGGAAGAAGACGGGGAAGAGGAGGAAGAAGGAGAGGGGGACGAAGAAGAGGAGGGAAUUGAGGAGGACGAGGAUACAGUGCAGCGUGAGGCAGCGAGCGGUGCUCCAGGGGGGGGCUACAUGCAGGUGCAGGGGAGGAAGAGGCGGCAUGUGGUCAUCACUAUGAAUGGGUCCGUGCUGGCUCGCCCCGUUGCUGCUGUAGGGGGGCCAACGGAGGGGGAAGGGGCAGAAGGGAUGGCAGGAAUUGAGCGGGUAUUGGGAGAUGAAGGGGGUGCAGGCGAGGAGGAGAUGGUGGCAGUGCAGCAGCGGGGAUUAGAAGUGGAGCAGGGACCGCAGUCUGAUUCAAGACCGUAUCACCGUGGCAGUCCGAAUCAGACUCAGACUCAGUCCGCGGGUCAGAAUAAGAAUCAGAAUCAGAAUCAGAAUCAGAAUCAGAAUCAGAAUCAGAAUCAGAAUCAGAAUCAGAAUCAGAAUCAGAAUCAGAAUCAGAAUCGUGCCUCGGGUCAGUUCAAGGCGCCAGCGGAUCGUCCUCACAGAGUGAAGGUGAAGCGGGUGCAUGUGCACACGUCAGCAGCACAUGCCGACACAUCAGCAGCGCACAUCCACUCUCCAGAUGCACCUGUGGGAGCCUCCAAAAAACGCCCGCGAGAGGGAAUGGAGGCAAUGGCUGCAGACCCAGCGGACCCUGUCUACCCAGUGGACCUAGCAGGCCGUGCCGCUGCGCUAGAAGACCCUGCCGCUCUAACAACCGCUGGUACCCUCACAGAUUCGUCUGCUCCAGCCCAGAAGCAGUACGUGUAUGCCCCCAGCUCCCCAGGCGGCCUCAUGCACUCUGGUGCGGCAGCAGCCGCCGACUCAUGGAUCAUCAGCCACAGCCCUGCGCACAAGCCCACAUCACCAGCGGGAGGAGCGAGCAGUGGGAGCACCCUUUGCAACACCUAUGCUAGUACUGCUGGCAUCACAGGUGGCAGCACUGGCAGCACGUUUGGCACCAGCUUUGGCGGCGGUGGUUCCUUAGGCUCCAGGGAGCAACUAGGUAGUAGCAGUGGCGGCUGCACUGGUGCUGUUUCUGGUCUUGCUGCUGCUGCUGCUGCUACUGCCGCUGCUGCUGCUGCGGCUGCUGCUGUCUUCCCUUCUGGUGAUUACAGUGGCAGUGGGUUUGGUGGUGCCUCGUUUGGUUCGGUGGCCCCGGGCAUGUUUGGCGCAGGAUCGGAGCUCUACGGGCCUCCUUUGAGCCCAUUCCCGCACCUAUCCUCCUUCCCGUCUCCCUCUUUGCCCUCCUCCUUUCCCUCCCCGUCCCUCGCCCUCCCCUCGCCUUCCCUAACCAUGUCUCCAACCCCGUACACGCUACCAGCGGCCCACUCCUCACCUGCUCACCACAUCCCCCCAGCCUCACCCGUUACAGAUGCACCCGUUACAGCGUCGCCUUAUGGAAUAAUGCAAGAAAUUCCGAGGGAAGGAAAUGCAGUGGGGAAUGAGGGGGAGGGGUGCGAGAGGCCAGAGAGUGAGAGCAUCCGGCAGGCUAACGAAUGGAUGGAUGUGGAGGAAGUGAGUGCAGAGGCAGAGCUGGGAGGAGCCCAAGCAGUGCAAGCAGCACAAGGUGCUUCUGACCUACGGAAUGCAGCGGGUGCUGCUGGCACAGCUGCUGCUGACGUAGCUGCUGGUGACGCAGCUGCUGCUGACGGCGUGGCAAGCGUGUAUGCCUGUGAUGCUAGCAGAGGAGCAGCAGAAAUUUUCGCUGGUGCUACUGCUUCUGUCGGUACAGGUGCUGCUCCCAGCAGCGGUAGGAGCCCAGUGGGUCUUGAAUCUCCAGAUUUGGCUUUGGCGAGCAUGGGAAGCUAGGUUGGUGGGGCAUGAGUUGGGGUCUGGAGAGUUGGUGGGGAGGGGACUAGAUAUGGUGUGAUAGUAUCACCUACGCUAAAAUUGUGAUCAAUUACAAUGCGUUGGUAGCCUAAACCGUUUGCUAUUGU